CAUUUGUUUUGAGAAAGUACAAAGGACGGGACUACGACGACGACGAUAUAUAAAAAAAAUUUUUCUCUUCAUUCACAAAAAAAGAUAACUAAAUUGAAUUGGAAAAAAAUGUCUUAAGUUUUUUCCCACAAACAAAAACUUCCUCAACUUAAUCCAUAAGUGAAUUUCCUUGCCCAUUUUAUUAUAUUGCAUGAAUAAAACCAAUUAAAAAACAUGCAAAUCCUUAAAGUUCUUCACAUAUUAUGCAAAAAAAACGUUCAACACAAUUAAUGUAAAAAAAAAAGAAAAUAGAAUUAGUGGUGGUGGAAACACACAGCAAAAAAAAUAUAUUUUAAUUUAAACGAUGAUUAAACUCGAAACUGACUCAGAUAGCUCAGAGGAAUUCUUCGAUGCUGAAGAUUCCCAAACCCCAAAUCGAUUAUCAAGUCGAAAAUCACCGCCUGAAACUACCAACAAAAAUGAAGAACAAUUCAUUUUUCCCGAGCCCGCUGUUAAAGUUAACAGCGACGAUGAGUCGACACCCGUCGGCGGUGGAACACCCUCCACCAUAAGUCCAUCGACAAGUCUAAAUGCCAGAUAUACUAAGCAGGAUGUUUUUGUCGAACCCAAACCCUUGGGCAUGUAUGGUAGACAACGCUUUCGCGAACUGCGACAAUGCAUGCAAAAUGAUGAAGAUGAGAAUCCUGGAAAUACACUGACACCUGAUUCUCAGAAUAGUUCCACUGAGGGUGUAUUUACGAACCGUCCUACCCAUCCGUUCCGUGUAAUUGAAAACGAUGCUAUCAGUAUCCAAAGCAUGACUUCCUUGGGACGGGUGGGCAGAAUUCUAGCCGGGAGCGUUGAUCCCUCGGCAAUUAGUAUAGAUCGCGAAUCGAUACAAAACUCCAUUUCCUCUAACUCGCAGCAAGCACAAAAUCCUAUUCCAUCGUUGACAGCGAGUGCGACCAAUUCGCAGUCAACCACACCGGACACGCAUACCGCUUCCAGUCGCAGUGAUACUGACACAAAGUCCAUAGUGAGUGGCCAAGUGAAAGAGAAGCGACAAGUAGUGAUGGAAACGCAGCAACCGCAAACAAAUAAAAUUAUCCUUCAGGAACCCGAUGUCAUUGCCAGCACUAAACUGGCUCACUCGAAAACAACUGACAGUAUUACAUCAAGUGGUCCGAUUGCUCCACCCAGACGAAAGAAGAAACCCAGAAAAAUUUCGUCAAGCUCUUCGGAACAAUUCAAUAUGAACGAAGGACUUCGUUUGCCGCCAGCAGAUGAUGAUGACGAUACUAUAUCGAUAAAGAGCGUCAAGGACGUUCAAAAGCUACGCGAAGACAUAGUUAAAGCAAUUGAAAACUCUUGGAAUGAAAACUCAUCGAUAACAACAGCGGCAAGCAAUAGCCGACCCGUCACAACGACUGCUGCUGGUGGAACAAUAAAUAGAAUUUCCCAUUCUUUGGGCAAUAGUUCGACGUCGGUUUAUUCCAAACCAUCUCCCUCGAACAGUGCAAAGAGUAACUCUGCGCCUGGUCGCGUGAGGUACUUUUCUAAAUAUUUUAUGAAAUUGUCGUUUCAUGCCCUGCCACGCAAUAGCUCGAUUGAUCCUAGUCAAGGACUGAAUCUCUAUAAGGCAACUCAGGGUGGAUAUGUUGUGAAGCCACGGGAUGAGGCAUCAAAUAAAGCUGAAGGACCGACACAAGAGGAAAUCGAUAGAAUUGAAAAGAUUUUAAUGGAAAACCUACCCCGACCGAAACUAGCUGGAACUGGAUCUAAUAGUUUAGGCAGUGCAACAAGAUAUCCAUCACUCAUCUAUAGAUCCAGCAGUGAAAAGGAACGCCGCAAAUCAGCCGGUGAUGAAGAUGUUUUAAAACAAAUGAACAUUUAUGUCCGUACUCGCACAGACUCUGGUAAACAAUUAACAGAUUUUGAAAUCCUGGAACAAGUUCCUGUAAAAAAUUUGGAUACAGGAGAGAAUAUGCCUUUAUCCUCAGUAAAACCACCACCCGUCCCCGAAGGCUGGAAUCCAUUGUCAUUGCACAUUCUCAAACUGACCAGCCAUCUGGAGGUGAUGCAAAAAGAAUCAGACGAAGAGAGUGUUAUUGGGAUUCCGGCUAGCAGUGAAGUUGCACCUGACGAAGAAGAAUGCGAAACAGAAGAUGGUAAUCGAUUGAAAAAGAAAACCGCCAAAAUCAAGCGAUUCUUUGGUUCAACAAUGCGUAAGACUGUCGAUAAGGCAAAGUCACUUGCCUCGGAGGUGUCUCAUGCACGUCACAAAGAAGAUGUGGCUGAUAUUGAAGACGUUAUGAAUCCAGAAAUUAAUAUUAAGAUAAAGGCAUCCAGUACGAAUAAGGGUCCGUACGAGUUUACAAAAUUGCAGCAUGUUCAGGAUUUGUCUGGGGAACACACCGGUGCCGUUUGGUGCAUGAAAUUUAGCUCCUGUGGGCGCCUUUUAGCAACUGCUGGUCAGGACAAGGUGCUUCGCAUUUGGGUACUUAAAGAUGCUUACCCCUUUUUCCAAGAUAUGCGAACGAAAUAUAAUGCAGAUCAAAAAUCCUCACCUACUCCGUCUCAAGAGUCUCUGGUGUCACAACAUUCGGCUGAAGAAGCCAUUGCAAUGGCAACAGCCGCAGAAAAAUGCACUGGGCCUUUUAUGCCAAAAGCAUUUUGCUCCUACAUUGGUCAUACUUCUGAUCUUCUCGAUGUUUCUUGGUCAAAGAACUAUUUCAUUCUAUCAAGUUCCAUGGAUAAAACUGUUCGUUUGUGGCACAUUUCACGCAAAGAGUGUCUAUGUUGUUUCCAACAUAUUGAUUUUGUAACAGCGAUUGCUUUCCAUCCACGUGACGAUCGAUACUUUUUGAGUGGCAGUUUGGAUGGAAAACUUCGACUUUGGAAUAUUCCGGAUAAGAAAGUAGCCCUGUGGAAUGAAGUGGAUGGACAAACGAAGCUGAUUACAGCAGCGAAUUUCUGUCAGAAUGGUCAAUUCGCAGUAGUUGGAUCUUACGAUGGUCGAUGCAUUUUCUACAACACCGAUCAGUUGAAGUAUCACACCCAGAUUCAUGUGCGAUCAACUCGUGGUAAGAAUCGCAUUGGGCGAAAGAUUAGCGGUAUUGAGCCGAUGCCUGGCGAGGAUAAGAUUUUAGUAACUUCUAAUGACAGUCGAGUGCGAUUGUAUGAUUUGCGUGAUCUUAACUUGAGUUGCAAAUAUAAGGGCUAUGUAAAUGUUUCGUCCCAAAUUAAAGCAUCUUUCAGUCACGAUGGUAAAUAUAUUGUGGCAGGAUCGGAGAAUCAAUGCAUUUACAUUUGGAAAACAAAUCAUGAUUACUCAAAACUUAGUUCGGUUCGACGAGAUCGCAGUGACUUUUGGGAGGGUAUUAAAGCACAUAAUGCUACAGUGAAUUGUGCAAUUUUUGCACCUCAUCCCGAGGCCAUCAUUAAACCAGAACCUGAUGAGAUUUCUUACGAAAAGACUCAAAACAAUCAACCCGAUCCUUUGGUUGAACAACGAAAGAAAGGUUGUGGCUAUGUCCUGGUCAGUGCUGAUUUUAAUGGAGCAAUUAAAGUGUUUAUAAAUAAAACUAAACCUAAACACAGUAGUCUACCAUAUACAGCAAUUGCUGACUAAAGAUCACCGACUAUUUUUCUGAAAAACAAAAAUGUUUACUUUAAUGCAAAACUUUUGCAAAUACAUAAUAUAAACAAAAAUAUUAAUUUUAUUGAUUCUCAAUAAAUAAAAAGGCUUUGGCCAUUCUUUAGAGUAAAUCCAAUUCAAUAAUAAAAUUAAAAUAUUUCGCAUUUUUAAGUUCUUUAAAACAACAACAAAAAAAUAAAGAAAAAAAUUUAAAUAAAAUACAGAAGUGCUAUUAUGUAAAAUUAAGCAACUAAAAUUUAAUUUUCCAAAGCAUAGCAACAAAUUGUGAAAGUCUCCUGAGUAUUGUGUAUUUUUUUUAAAUUAAUCAUUAACUUUGUUUUAAUCUAUUUUAUUUGUUAAACAACAAAAUGUUCGUGUUUUUUUUUUUUUAUUAAUUCGAGUAAUGCGCAUAUCCAGGUUAGGUUGCAAAAUAUAUUUUGUUACAUACAUAGAUAAAAGAAAUUAAAAAUUGAUGGAAAAGGAAAAAACAUUUUUAAAAAUUAUAAUAAUUAAAUUAUUCGAGUAUAAUUGAAUACAAUUUAAACUAAUAAAAUAUUUCAGUGUAAAAAAUUAUGUAACGUAAGAGAGAAAGUUGAUAAAAAAAAUAACUUGAAUGUGUAAUAAAAUACUAAAUAAAUAUUAAAGUCAAAUAUAAUUUAUAAAUAGACAAA
This is a messenger RNA of Episyrphus balteatus (marmalade hoverfly), 4287 nucleotides long. RefSeq names its product WD repeat-containing protein 44. The coding region runs from base 344 to 3610 and encodes 1088 amino acids. Gene Ontology annotation, molecular function: protein binding. Lineage: Eukaryota; Metazoa; Arthropoda; Insecta; Diptera; Syrphidae. The record is from RefSeq and is a predicted model, not a curated record. The transcript is spliced from 11 exons.